Macrosiphum euphorbiae (potato aphid) is the source of this 2457-nucleotide messenger RNA. NCBI's taxonomy places the organism in Eukaryota, Metazoa, Arthropoda, Insecta, Hemiptera, Aphididae. The record is from the annotation of a GenBank genome assembly.
AUGGAUGUCGCAGAAAAUCAAAUAGGUGUCAAUAGGGUACGCGAUCAGUUGAAAGUCAGAUCUCAAAAAUUAUUUCAAGAUUUUUUAGAGGAAUUUGUCGAAGAAGGCUGUAAUGAACCCAAAUAUUUAGAAUCUGCUGUUGAGAUGACAAAUUCUGAACGUUUUACAUUGGAGGUUAGUUUCCUUGAUGUUGAAAAAUUCAAUCAGAAUCUUGCCAUCACCAUUCUAGAAGAAUAUUACAGAGUUUAUCCAGCUUUGUGCUUAGCUGUUGGUAAUUUUGUAAUCGAUCGAACUGAAGCUACUGGAAACCAUCUAGAUUAUUUUGUGAGCUUUGUAGAUGUUACCACUAGGUUCAAUGUAAGAGAAUUAACAACUGCCAAAAUUGGCGAGUUGGUACGUAUUUCUGGACAAGUUAUUAGAACACAUCCUAUUCAUCCAGAACUAGUAGCUGGACAUUUCACUUGUCAAGACUGUCAAACAGAUGUACCCAGUGUUGAACAACAAUUCAAAUAUACUCAGCCAACUAUAUGCCGAAAUCCAGUUUGUGCUAACAGAAGAAGAUUUAGUUUAAAUGUUAAUAAAUCUCGAUUUGUCGAUUUUCAAAAGAUUAGAGUUCAAGAAUGUCAAUCAGAACUUCCUCGGGGCAGUAUUCCACGAAGUCUUGAAAUUAUCCUGAGAAAUGAAAAUGUUGAAACUGUACAAGCUGGUGAUAGAUAUGAUUUUACUGGUACAUUGAUUGUGGUUCCUGAUGUAAGUGUUAUGUCCACACCUUCUGCCAGAGCUGAAUCUGCUUCUGGGCAAAAACGAGGAGAUGCAAAUAAUGAAGGUGUCAAAGGACUGAAAUGUUUAGGAAUCAGAGACUUGAAUUACAAGUUGGCAUUUUUGGCAUGCAGCUUAUCUGUAACAGGUUCAAGGUUUGGUGGAAGUGGAGAAAUGCACAAUGAUGAAUUGACUGUUGACUCAAUUGAACGUAUGAAGAGGCAAAUGACUGGACCACAAUGGGAAAAAAUAUAUGAAAUGAACCGUGACCGCAAUUUAUACAUGAAUUUAAUAAAUAGUCUUUUUCCUUCAAUCCACGGAAAUGACCAAAUUAAAAAAGGUGUUUUAUUAAUGCUUUUUGGUGGAGUGCCAAAAACUACAUUAGAAGGUACUACCCUUCGGGGGGAUAUUAAUUGUUGUAUAGUUGGUGAUCCUAGUACUGCUAAAUCUCAGUUACUGAAACAAGUGGCUGAUAUGUGCCCUCGUGCUGUUUAUACUUCUGGGAAAGCUUCUACUGCAGCUGGUCUUACAGCUGCUGUUGUAAGGGAUGAAGAAUCUUUUGAUUUUGUUAUUGAAGCUGGAGCACUUAUGUUAGCUGAUAAUGGUGUGUGUUGCAUUGAUGAAUUUGAUAAAAUGGAUAUACGUGAUCAAGUAGCUAUUCAUGAAGCUAUGGAACAACAGACCAUAUCAAUAGCAAAAGCUGGUGUUAGAGCAACAUUAAAUGCUAGAACAUCAAUAUUAGCAGCAGCCAAUCCUAUUAAUGGUCGCUAUGACCGAAGUAAAUCUUUACAACAAAAUGUAUCCCUCUCAGCUCCAAUCAUGUCUCGUUUUGAUUUAUUCUAUGUUCUUAUAGAUGAAUGUAGUGAGGUUGUAGAUUAUGCAAUAGCGAAGACAAUUGUUGAAAUCCACAGUAAUAUGGAAGAUACAACUGAAACAUUAUAUAGUCAAGAAGAUAUUUUAACAUACAUUGGUUUUGCUCGUCAAUUUAAACCCCAACUCACAGUUGAAGCUUCGGAGAAAUUAGUAAACGCAUAUACUCAAUUAAGACAGCGCGAUAGUCAAUCUAGUACAAAAUCAACAUGGCGUAUAACAGUAAGACAGUUAGAGUCAUUAAUUCGUCUUUCUGAAGCAAUGGCUAAAAUGGAAUGUUCAGAUCAUGUAACACCUAAACAUGUAUCUGAAGCUUUCAGUUUACUUAACAAGUCCAUAAUCCGGGUAGAACAACCUGAUGUAAAUCUAGAUGACGAUGAUGAUGUUUUGAGUGGAAUCCCUGAAACUGAUGGAAUGGAUGUUGAUUCUGUAGAAGAACCAGAAAAACUAGGUUUAACUAAAAAAAAAUUAACGCUUGCUUUUGAUGAGUAUAAACGAAUUACAAACAUGCUUGUUGUUUACAUGAGAAGUGAAGAAGAAAAACGAAUAGCGGAAAAAGGGGAGAGUGAUGAUGGUGGUUUAUUACGUAGUAGCAUAAUCAAUUGGUACUUAGAGCAAAUUGAAGAUCAAAUCAAUGACGAAACUGAGUUGUUAGAAAAAAAAAGUUUUAUUGAGAAAAUAUUGGAUCGCUUAAUUUAUAAUGAUAAUGUAUUAAUUGCCUUAUCACAACAAUCUAAAUCACAGUCCAGUGCCACAGAACAAGAACAAGAUGUUGUAGAUGAAGAUCCUAUAUUAGUAGUCCAUCCAAAUUUUGUGGCAGACCUUUAA